AUGAAGCCAAUCGGCGGGAUCAUCACGAGCAAAAAGUCUAUCCCAGACAACUUUCGACAGGUAGAAACAUUUACGACGGAAUAUUUGAGUAAACUAUGGAAGAUCUACACUAUCAACCGCGAUGUCCUCGAUAAAGGCCGCCGUCUAGAGAAUCUUUUCUGGCGGAUAUGGGGCAGCGAACGAAUGAAUCGGAACUUUUCCGGGCAGAAGGUUUCCCAAAUAUUUACAAUGAUCUUCGAAAGCGAAUCCGGAUUUGAACUUAGAAGACCACCUCCUCGGCCAAUCCGCGCAGCUCUUCCGCCACCCUCAUCCCCAUCAUUGAUGGCUGAUAUAGACACUCUCAACAGCCCCCGCCCAAGCCUGGAGAUAGAAUGCCCUCCAACCCCACCGCCUAGCCCAGUACCCCCUGUUACGUCAGUUGUAGGAUUCCAGUUAGGGACAAGCUACUUAUCGAAGCUUCCCUCGCAAACAGCCAUCACCGCAUCGUUGCGGAAGAAAUUCCCAGACGCUCCUCCUUCGCCACCAAUACCUUCUCGGUCUCCAGUAAUUGCAUCAACGCCAAUACCAUCUAUAGAGGAAGUUGAAGACACAAUAUCUCCACAGCUCCCGCCGCCGCUACCUUCAAAAUCAAACUUAACAGUAACCAUUGUUGCAAACGUUCAAGUCAGCCCCGGUGGCGCCGCCUCAUAUACCACAGUUGCAUCCGCUUCGGAUUCUUCGGAAGGCCCCAAAGCCAGCAAAGUUCGAAAAGCUAAAUCUGAUCGCCCACCGCCUCGUGGACGUCGGAAAAUCGUCGCAACAAAGGCGACGACCACCAAAGCGACAACAGGGCGGACUACAGUGGCGUCUAAGAAGAACAUGCUGCGGCCGGCAUUGCCAAAACGGAAGAGUAGUAGUUCUUCGAAUACAGCGGUUAACACGGCGGUCUCGAGCCCGAGUAAUACGCUAACGGUUGACGUUGCGCGGUCAUUGCCGUCGUCGAGUCAGCAGAGACAGGACAGGAAACGGAAUUCUUCAACGGAAGGGGAUGACGAGGAAUCGAGGAGGAAGGGCGAUGCUGUAGGAAGUGGAUGGGUUGUGGACCCAGAUUUCAGAACGAAGUACCUAGAGCAGAAAAACAAGGAGAAGCUGGGAACUUUGACGAAAGAUGUUUCGGCAAUUGCUAUGAGUGAAGCUGUGACCAAGAAUUCAAGGAGGGUAAAAGGAAAGAAUGUUCGAGUGGUUGAUGAAAUUGUACCAUUGAAGGGACUGUCGGAGGAUAUGGGAGACGCUCAGGUGGCACCUAUUGUCACCGUGCGUGAUGUGGAAGUUGAUGAUCAGGCAUCAAAUCUACCACGACGGAAAUCCGAAUUAACACUGCUAUUCGAGGGAGCGAAGAAGGCCGGAGAAAAGAACGGGAAGGAGCGCAGCACCAAGAAGGUGCAAGUAAUAAUUGAAGGAGAGAUCCGGCGGUAA
Molecule: messenger RNA, 1455 nt
Organism: Morchella importuna
Lineage: Eukaryota; Fungi; Ascomycota; Pezizomycetes; Pezizales; Morchellaceae
Exons: 2
Coding region: 1-1455 (484 amino acids)
Source: RefSeq, a predicted model, not a curated record